Messenger RNA from Paramuricea clavata, 390 nucleotides. The record is from the annotation of a GenBank genome assembly. Lineage: Eukaryota; Metazoa; Cnidaria; Anthozoa; Malacalcyonacea; Plexauridae.
AUGAACGAAGACGAGAAGAAGCGUGCAAAUUGCCCAGAUGAAAGGAGCAUCAAACUGACUGACAUCACUCCUGCUGAAAGUGGAACAUUACGUGCUGAACUAAUUCCACAACGCCAUCCGAAUGAGAUACAGAACGGCCACUCAGGUAUCUUCCAUCUAUUUGUGCCUGUGGGAAACGAUCCCAUGUUGACCAUGCACUAUCGUGUCUCAAGGGUAUCCAUCGACGCCAUGAUGAGAUCCGUGAUCUCUUUGAACAGCUCACGACGGAGAUAUCGCCUAGUACUUCCACUGACCGGUGAACAACUCCACUCGACGGGUAAUAAGCAAGAUGAGGCUAGGCUUGAUCUGAGCAGCGGCAACUUGGCAACGUGGGCAGCGAGCAUUCUUUGA